AUGGCCGACGCCGACACCGACGCCGACGUUGUCGAGUCAUUCAAGAGCAGCAUCGGGACCAGUCUCCAGAGCCCCUACGCUGAAGUUCACGUGUUGUUGAUAGCUUGGUCCCAGAAUGAUCUUGGCGGCGCAGAAGAUGAAAACCGGGACCUCCGAGCCGUCUUCGAAAAGGACUACAACUACACGACGGUCUCGUUCUUUCCCAUCCCCGUCGACGGCUCACAGCGCCGACGUCUCAACUCGGAAAUAUCCACGUUUGUCGAGAAUCAGUCUCGCCGGCGGGACUCUCUCGUCAUUGUCUACUACGCCGGAAACUGUAGCGCCAAUAAACAAGGAUUGGCCGAGGGGGAUGUGCUCCUGGUCCUGGACUGCUGCAAUGCGUCUCUUAUUACCCGGGGCUCCAAAGACGAUGGAGGCCGGUUCGAGCUCAUCGCCGCAUCGGCAAAGGGGGCCAAGACUCCAGUGCCAGGACGCAAGUCCUUCACGAGGGCCUUGAUCAGAUUACUGGGACAACAUGCUGAGAAGGGUAUAUCGUCUGAGAGCCUGGCCUCCAAGCUGAGAGAGGACGAGAAGAUCACAGAAACACCGGUAUUCCAUGACUUUGUCCGACAAUAUUCGACACGGAUCCGACUGCAGCGCCUGCAAGAUCCAGACUCUCAGUCAGGCGGUUUCAUCCAGAAGUCAGUUGGCUAUCUCCUUUUCAAGGCGUCGCUCUCAGAGGACGUGACUGGCCUGCAGGUCGCCAGCUGGCUCAAGACGGCCCCUCCCGAAAAUGUCACGGCUGUUAGCAUCGAGGCCGUCGUGAGCCGUGCCCGAAGGAUGCAGAGCGCUCUAAGAGACGGGGCUUUCCCCCCGGGCUCCAUGUUUGAGCGGCUCAGCGCGCCCGCCAGGGCCGAGAUCUUGCGUUGCCUGCGCGGCUUGAACACGGUCAUGGCCAGUUCGGCCGAGCACGCGUCUAUUGCCGCAGCAGCGGUCGGCAGUUUCGAGAAAGAGCCCAUCGAGUCGUCUCUUGGGGAGAUCCAGGACGUCGUGUCCACCGUGUGCGCGGCUGUCGAGACACCGCUGUUGCUCGACGUCAGGGACGUCGGCGGAGCCCUAUCGCAUGACUCCCAAGAGCCCAGCGGCCUUGGCAGUGGCGACAGCUUCUACGAACUCCUGGCUGCGGCGGACGUGGACGCAGCACUUACUCUCCGCCAGGCCGUCCUUAGCGACGGCCCCUGCCGCUAUAGCUCCGAGAUAAGCCGUGAUAAGAUUGUAUUUUCCUCGCCUACGAGUCGGGGCGAUGGCACCAGCAGCGGCCAGCCAUAUCACCGACGCAUCAAGUUCGGCGCCAUGGACAGCCGCCCCGUAAUCAUGGAAAUCUACAAGUACAAAGAGGCGCCGGACCACAGCGGCGAGCCGUACCCCCAGACGCUGCAGCAGGUCCGCAGGAUGACGGGGUUACUGUGUCAUCCCAAGGGCAAGGGGUUCCAUAUCCUGCCCUGUGCCGGUUUCUUCCGCGACCGUCUCCGACAGGAGCUGGGGCUGGUGUUCGAGGCGCCGCUGACGUUCCAGCCCGAGGGCAGCAAUAGCCACGACUUUGCGACUCUCGCCGAGCUGUACAAGAUACACAAGCUCGUGCCCCUCGGGCACCGCAUCCACCUUGCCUGGGCGCUGGCCGUAGCCGUGGAGCAUUUCCACCGCGUGGGCUGGGUGCACAAGAGCAUCCGGAGCGGCAUCGUGGCGUUUAUGGCAGCGGGACCAGAAGCGGCCUCAUCGUCAUCAUCAUUGUCGUCGUCAUCAUCAUCGCCAUCGCCAUCGCCAUCGUCAUCACCAGCUUCGGAGCCAAACGGCGACGACGACCACGGAGGUGCCGUUCCAGGGCCCCACGGCCAGCAACUCGUUCCUCUGGUCGGCCGCUUCGACCUCGGCCGGCCAAACCUCUUCGGUUUCGAGUAUUCGCGCGCCGGCGACAUGACGACGUACCUGGACGAGGACCACUCGCUGCCCAACAGCCUAUACCGGCACCCGGGCCGCUGGGGCCGGCCCGCUGCGCGGUUUGACAAGAGCCACGACGCGUACGCGCUCGGCGUCGUCAUGCUCGAGAUUGCCCUCUGGAAGGACAUCCGCUCCGCCGCUCCGCCGUACCUGGAUAGGCUGGGCGGGCGCGUCGUGGCCGCCGAGGUGGCUAGCGUACUGGGGGAAAUAUGCGCCAGGACGCUCCCGCACCAGGUCGGCGCCGUGUUCACCCAGUGCAUUCGGACAAAGGGUAUGAGCGAGUACGAGGCCCAGGUCUAUUUCCACCGCCAUGUCACGGGGCCAUUGGGGAAGGCGGUGCGCAGGGUUUGA
Molecule: messenger RNA, 2328 nt
Organism: Lasiosphaeria miniovina
Lineage: Eukaryota; Fungi; Ascomycota; Sordariomycetes; Sordariales; Lasiosphaeriaceae
Exons: 4
Coding region: 1-2328 (775 amino acids)
Source: RefSeq, a predicted model, not a curated record